Molecule: messenger RNA, 447 nt
Organism: Spirometra erinaceieuropaei
Lineage: Eukaryota; Metazoa; Platyhelminthes; Cestoda; Diphyllobothriidea; Diphyllobothriidae
Source: the annotation of a GenBank genome assembly
AUGAAUGCAAAUGAACGGCAGCAACAAGAAAGCGUUCGAAUACUAUAUACUUCGGCAUCUAAAUUGAAACAGAAAUUGCAGGAUCUCCUCAUAACCUUGCAAACACAGGUAGCAAUCUAUUUACCUCCACAUUUUGCUGAAGCGCGAAACUUGCGACUGGCCAAAAUACUUGAACACACUUGGACUGUGUGCUUCGGAAUUGGUGGAAAUACGCAAAGUCUUGGAGUCUGAGCGUUUUUCGCUGGCUCAGUCACUCGUCCUCACACCUGUUCGACUGAAUCCUGAACCAGACCCAGCUCUUGCAAAGGUGACAGAUGAGCGCCUACCACGUUUCGACCAUGAUACCGCUCCACAAUACUUGAGAACAAAAUUGGCUCCCCAGGUAUUUAUUAAAUUAUUUACUUUUGUCUUUAUAUCUUCGUUUUGUAGCUAAAAGCUCAGAACUAG